Molecule: messenger RNA, 2770 nt
Organism: Stegastes partitus (bicolor damselfish)
Lineage: Eukaryota; Metazoa; Chordata; Actinopteri; Pomacentridae
Gene: tmem181
Product: transmembrane protein 181
Exons: 17
Coding region: 103-1539 (478 amino acids)
Molecular function (GO): toxic substance binding
Source: RefSeq, a predicted model, not a curated record
AGCACUUCCCGUUGUCGCAGGCUGAUGUUGAUACACGGAUGUGGAUCCACUGCGAACAUUUUUACGCUUUUUUCUCGCCAGCGGGGCUGCGAACCGUGAGAAAUGGAGCUGCUGGCCCCCAUGCGGCUCUACACCCUGUCGAAAAGACACUUCGUCCUGGUCUUUGUGGUCUUUCUGAUCUGCUUCGGCCUCACAGUCUUCAUUGGGAUUGCAGGUCCUAAAAUUAUUGCUGAAUACGAGCACGAUGGUGAUCUGUUGCUUGUAAAGAAUUUUUCCGUGAAGACGGGACCCUUCAAUUUAGUGUCUCCUCCUCUCACCACCUACAACCAGCAGCUGUGGCUCACCUGUGUGAUGCAAGCUCAGAACAGCCACAAGGGAGACUUCCAGCAGCCAUUUGAAAUCAACGUUGAGCUAAAAGGAGUGAUGCAGGACGCCAGCGUGAUGCACAUCAACAAAGUGCAGAAAUCACGGAUUCUCCACUGCGGGGCGAAAUGUGACGAGAUCAUUGUGCUGCAUCUGGGCUACCUGAACUACACCCAGUAUCAGGUCUCCGUCAGCUUCGAAAACAUCACGUAUGACAUUAAGGUUAAGUUUGUGUGGAAAACAUAUAAUCCGACGUUCUCUCAAGUGGAGAUCUGGUUCCGGUUCGUCUUUGUGGUGCUGACCUUCAUGGUGACGUGUAUGUUUGCUCAUUCGCUGAGGAAGUUUUCCAUGAGGGACUGGGGUAUAGAACAGAAGUGGAUGUCCAUUCUGCUGCCUUUGCUGUUGCUCUACAAUGAUCCGUUCUUCCCGCUGUCGUUCCUGGUGAACAGCUGGUUUCCGGGGACGCUGGAUGCUUUCUUCCAGGCUCUCUUCCUGUGCUCCCUGCUGCUCUUCUGGCUCUGCGUCUACCACGGCAUCAGGGUUCAGGGUGAGAGGAAAUUCCUGACGUUCUACCUGCCGAAGCUGGUCAUCGUGGGCCUCCUGUGGCUCUCAGCGGUGACACUCGGCAUAUGGCAGACGGUUAACGAACUCCAGGAUCCGACCUACCUGUACAAGGUGGACAUAGUCAACUUUCAGGGCAUGAAGGUCUUCUUCCUGAUUGUGGUCGCCUUCUACAUCCUCUACCUGAUAUUCCUGAUCGUCAGAGCUUGUUCUGAACUCAAGAACAUGCCUUACUCAGAUCUCCGACUGAAGUUCCUGACGGCGCUGACGUUUGUCGUCCUCGUGAUAAGCAUGGUCAUUCUCUACCUGAGGUUCGGUGCCAAGGCUCUUCAAGACAACUUUGUGGCUGAACUGUCCACCCAUUACCAAAACUCAGCUGAAUUUUUAUCCUUCUACGGCCUGCUCAACUUCUACUUGUACACAUUAGCGUUUGUGUAUUCUCCCUCCAAAAACGCCCUGUACGACUCCCAGCUGAAAGAUAACCCAGCGUUCUCCAUGCUGAACGACUCGGAUGACGAAGUGAUCUACGGGAGCGAUUACGAAGACAUGCCUUUACAAAACGGACGUGCCAUCAAAGCAACCGCCAAGUACCAGGAUGAGACAGACAGCGACUGACGUGUCUCCGUCCUCCUCCUCCUCCUCCGUGUCCACGGCGGAAGAACUUGUUGCAUCAAACCAUCGUGUGCAAACAGGAUGCACUGGCAUUGGUCGCAUACAACGAUAUACUGGAAGUGUACAUAAAUAUAUUUUUAAAAAGAUAAUUCCAUGUCUACUGAAUGUACUGUACUGUUGAAAGGUGAGGUAUGUAGCCACUCUUUUUUUGAUUUCUUAAUUAAAAACAAAGGAAACAAACUCUGAUGUGAACCACUGCAGGAUUUACCGUUUUGUAAACCAGAAUUUUUAUUUAUUCUUUUCAUAACCUGACAGUAAACAGUUCUCGGGGUGCGUGCUCAUGAUAACUUGGGAUUUAUUGGUGGAAUCAUCAUGUUUAAUGCUUUUAUGUUGAACCACUGUUUCUCUACUCGUUGUUGUUUGUGCCACUUCCUUUCUGCUCUCUGACAGUCUGGGAAUAAUGACAACUCAUUUUUCUGGCCAAAGCUGAGUAACGCACAGGAAUGGUAGAAAGUAGAAGAAGCUCAGAGUGGAACAGCUGCAGGUGAACCAACGACCUGGAUGUCCACCGCUCACACCACUCCUGAACAGGGUACGAGUUCAUAAAUCCAUCGUCCUCACACAUUUGAACAUACAGAGAGAGCCUUAACCCAAGUAGUCAACAGUCCUUUUGCGAGUUCUUUUUAUUUUUUUUGUAAGCUUUGUAAUUGCACUUUUCAAGAACUUUUAUUUUGCCAAAAAGUGACAGCAUUUGAUACGAUGAUCUGAACACAUGGAUGGAUGGAUUCUGAUCAGCUGCAUGUAUUUUCUCACAAAUUUAUGUUAUUUAACUACUGAGCUUAAACAUUUCCCAGCAUGCCUCAUUUUUCUUUUGCGGUCACUCAGAUUGCCGGCAGUGAGGGAAUCGCUGUCCUUUCUUUUGUUUUAUAAAACUGGAGCUCAUGGACAACAACAGCCAAAACAACUGUAUCUCUGUUCUCUACAAACAUGUAUUUUAAUCAAGACGGUGCCUUGUCUUCACUCUGUUUCUUCUAACCGGGCUGUAGUUUCACAUUUGUAAAUGCUAAACUGUUCGAUUCUUUCAGUGUGAAUGUAGCUGAUGUUGGUUUAAGGUGGUGAAAUGAGAUUGCUUUUGAAAUGUUUAAAGUAUCUGCAGAUUCUGUUGCUUUAUGAGAUAAAUGCUGUACAUGUAGCCGUCUCAUGUGGCGUGUAAAUAAAGCAAAGUAUAUACAGC